AUGGUGUUGUUUGGAGCGGAUGGGUACCCGAAGAUUACCUUCUCGUUUGAGGCGGGCUCGGAACCUUGUGCCACCUGUUUGACGCCCGAAGGCUGCUUGGCAGUGACCUUGAAGCGGCAAGGCUGUGUGGCUUUAUGGUCAACGUCUGGUGAACCAGUUACAGAGUUUGGACACACCGUUUUGUCUGGUCCGACAGGAAUACAGUGCGAUCGUCACGGGCGGUUUAUCGUUGCAGACGAGCAAGCCAACUCCGUGUUUAUUUUUAGCAACGAAGGCCAAUUGUUGACUAAACUUGCCCCACCUACAUUGGACACAGCCGCACAAGGAAGUUCUUCCCCGCUGUCUCAAAUACAAACAUCUUCCUUUUUAAAUUCGUAUCAUAAUUCAUUUAACCAACCGCGCUAUGUUUGCCUUACGCAUACGGGAAAUUAUGUAAUUUCUGAUUCAGCCAAUCACUGCAUCAAGAUAUUUGAUCAAGACAUGCAGCUCAGUAGUCAGUUUGGUAGCUACGGACAGAGAGAUGGCUGCUUCAAGUUCCCCUAUGGGGUUGCCAGCGAUGCAGAAGGUAAUUUGUACGUUGCCGACCACUUCAACAAUAGAGUGUCCAUGUUCUCUGGAGAAGGUGAAUUUAUACAGCAUCUACUGACUUUGCAGGAUGGCAUUGCCAGGCCUAAAAGUAUUGCCGUGUGUCGUUCCUUGCUCUAUGUGACUCAUGGAGAUAUCCGCUCCAACAAAGUGUCUGUGUUUGCAUUAAAAAGUUAA
Messenger RNA from Candidula unifasciata, 762 nucleotides. The record is from the annotation of a GenBank genome assembly. Lineage: Eukaryota; Metazoa; Mollusca; Gastropoda; Stylommatophora; Geomitridae.